UCGCCCUCUGUUAUUUCUUCAUCUGGGUUUCUCCCUUUUUAACCUUUGGAAACAUCACAUCACGUCCAUACGAAAAUUCCAUAUAUACGCUCGCACACAUACAUACUCCUUCCUCUGCAUUUUCCAUGAUAUUCUCUAUGCCUCGCCAUUAAAGGGAGGGGGGAGAAAGAACACUAAAGCUGAGAUUUUUAUGAAAAUUUCAAGGCUAAAUGGUUACUGGGUCAUUAGGCGACGAGAUUAAAGACAACUGGGAAUGGCAUCGAGUUCUUGUCCGAAACAGAGCACAGUAGCCAUGAACCACAACACCCAGACUUAUCCAUCUCCUCUUGCAAGGUACGAGGAUGUGGUGGCAAGCCAGAAGCUUUUCAUGGCCACUUUGGAAAAGCUACACUCUAUGAUGGGUACUAAAUUCAUGAUACCGAUCAUAGGGGGGAAGGAGUUGGAUUUGCAUAAACUAUUUGUUGAGGUAACUUCUCGUGGUGGAAUCGAAAAGAUCAUUAGAGAAAGAAGAUGGAAGGAAGUAACCGCUACAUUUAGCUUUCCCCCGACGGCAACAAACGCGUCUUUUGUCUUGCGCAAAUACUAUUUCUCGCUGCUUCACAAUUAUGAGCAAAUCUAUUUCUUCAAAGCUCGUGGCCAGAUCCCUCCCGACUCUACUAGAUCAGUUUCCAUGCAUGGAACUGUAAAACCAUCUCUAGAACUUCAAGCUAUAACAUUUUCGCAACCAAGGAACGAUUCUGGAGAAAACCCGGCAGCAUCUUCAACUGGUUCCCCUGUGAUCGGAGUCAUUGACGGGAAAUUUGAGAGCGGUUAUCUUGUUACUGUCACAAUCGGAUCAGAGAAACUCAGGGGAGUCCUGUAUCAGAUUCCAAAGAACACUGGUCCUCCAAGUUAUGGCGUUUUCCCCACCAGCUGGACAGACAAGGCUAAUUAUCAGACACCUUCAGGAACAAAACGACGAAGGAGAAGGAAGAAAUCGGAGAUAAAGAGACGGGAUCCAGCUCACCCGAAACCCAACAGAAGCGGGUAUAAUUUCUUUUUUGCAGAGCAGCAUGCCAGGCUGAAGCCGCUUCACCCGGGUAAGGACAGGGAGAUCAGCAGGAUGAUUGGUGAACUCUGGAACAAGCUCAAUGAACAGGAAAAAUCGGUUUAUCAGGGGAAGGCUCUGGAGGACAAAGAACGAUACCGGGCAGAAAUGGAGGACUAUCGAGAGAAGCUGAGGACGGGUCAGCUGAUCAGCAACGCUGUGCCACUGCAACAGCGGCUUCCUGGGCAAGACCUGGAAAUGGCUGAAGCUGAUGCCACCAUGGAAGAAGCCGAAGCCGAAGAAGAAGAAGGAGAAGAAGAAGGUGACUCGAGUGGCUGCUCAGGCGAAAGCGAACAAGAGGAAGAUCAAAACUGUGCAUCUGAUGCUGAAGUGGAAGAAGGGUCCCACCCCGGCCCUAAGCCUCCCGCUGCUGACUCAGCGGCUGCGCCUAGGGAGAAAGCUGAGCAUUUGGUCGAACCAUUCCCUGCUGCCAAAGCCGAAGAACCAUUGCCCGGAGAAAAACAAAGCUGAAAGGUUCUUCUUCUUAACUUCUUCUUCAGUAUCACUUGCGGUGCAAGACAUCUUCUUAGCCAUUGCUUCAUCGUCCUUGUUUAGUUUUCUUCUGCGGCAAGGUAUCUAUCGAUCGAUCGAUCUUCGUCAGAACAGACACAACAGGGUUUUGUUUUGGUCUCGCUUAGGAUUCAAGUUGGCAUCCGUAGGAGAUUCAGUGUAGUUGAAGAGAUGUGUCCCAAAGGUUUCAGCUUUCAUUUAGAACCAAAUCAUUUCCUAUUCAUACAGCAUAGUUAUUCCAUCGUUUCAUACAA
Molecule: messenger RNA, 1851 nt
Organism: Tarenaya hassleriana
Lineage: Eukaryota; Viridiplantae; Streptophyta; Magnoliopsida; Brassicales; Cleomaceae
Product: high mobility group B protein 15
Exons: 7
Coding region: 254-1558 (434 amino acids)
Molecular function (GO): DNA binding
Source: RefSeq, a predicted model, not a curated record